AUGGUAUUCAAAAAAGCGCCGUGCCUUUUUGGCUCGGCAAUUUUGCUGGGACUGCUUCUAGCGGUGGCUGGAAUUCUGUUGCUUAUCGGAGUUCCAAUUGAUGGAAUUGUGAAUCGACAGGUCGUUGGGCAAGACUUCCUCGGCUACACACGCGACGAAAAUGGCACAGAACAUGUGAAUAAAAUGACAGAAUCAUGGCUGAAACCACCGUAUAAGAUGCAAUUGAACAUUUGGAUGUACAAUGUCACAAAUGUGAAUGGAAUAUUGAAACGACACGAAAAAACGAAUUUAAACGAGAUUGGACCCUUUGUUUUUAACGAAGUCCAGGAGAAAAUCUAUCAUAAAUGGGCGGAAAAUGAUACUCGAGUACUGUACAAAAACAGGAAAUUGUAUUUUUUCAAUCGGAAUUUGUCAUGCCCCAGCUGUGAUUUGUCCCAAAAAGUCACAAUUCCAAAUGUGGUUUUUCAAAAAUUGGUCGACGCGGCGGAUACGACGAUUUUCGGAAUUCGAAUCAAGUUUGCCAUUGAAAAUGUGCUGAAAUUUGUGCCAGAAGCACCAUUCAUUACGGUUAAAGUCAGCGACGCGUUGUUCGAUGGAUACGAGGACCCAAUUGUGGAUUUGGUGUGCAAAAAUAAGAUUUUGAGUUUCCUAUGCGAGACAAAUACUCUUCAGAAGAGAAUUGGAUUCUUUUAUGGGCAAAACGGAACAACAGACGGUACCUACGAAGUGGAUACCGGAAGACCAUCUCCAAUGAAUAUCGGUCAUUUAUACACGUGGAAUAAUCUAACAAUAAUGCCAGAAGGGACAUGGGAUACUGUAGCGGCGAGGAUGAUCAAUGGAACCGAUGGACAGCUAUUCAGUCCGAUUUUGAGAAGAGAAAAUCGAUUAUCGAUUUUUGUUCCACAAAUCUGUAGAUCGAUUCAAAUGGAAUAUCAGAAGGAUGUCGCUGUGUCAGGGGUGCCUUCAUGGCGUUUUGUACCCCCACUGGACCUUUACGACCCAAGAAGACCCGAAAAUCAAGGAUUCUGCAAUAAGAAUGAAAACUGUCUCCCUGCGGGCCUAAUCGAUCUAUCCCGGUGUCAAGCCGGCUCGCCACGUGUCUACCUCUCAAAUCCGCACUUUUAUAAUUCUCCAAUAGAAUUAUGGCACGCAGUGACUGGGUUAUCAGUCCCAUCAGCCAAUAAUGAUUUGACUACGGUAGAUUUGGAGCCAACGGCUGGAGUACCGACUCAGGCGAAGCGAAUCAUGCAAAUUAAUGUUGGCAUGGUUAAAGGAUCGCUAAGCAUAACCGAGAACACGACGAAUGUAAUUGUCCCGGUACUUUGGAUGAACGAAACCGCGGAUUUUGAUCAAGGAACUCGUGAUCAGUUGAUCCAAAUCUUCAAUGCUAAGCAUUAUUCGUUCAUUGGCGGUGUUGUAUCGUUAUCACUUGGCCUUAUCGCCUGGAUGGCCGUUUUUAUGGUCAUUUUUGUUUAUUCGCGCCAAACCGACGAGGAAGAGUACAGCCGUCUUGUACUCGACGAGGACGAAGUGGAAACCACCGACGCGCCGCCACAAGAGCAAGAAAAUCAGAAUUUGGCCUAA
Caenorhabditis briggsae is the source of this 1584-nucleotide messenger RNA. It is a transcript of the gene Cbr-scav-3, whose product is annotated as Protein CBR-SCAV-3. Lineage: Eukaryota; Metazoa; Nematoda; Chromadorea; Rhabditida; Rhabditidae. Gene Ontology annotation, cellular component: membrane; cytoplasm. Gene Ontology annotation, molecular function: scavenger receptor activity. The coding region runs from base 1 to 1584 and encodes 527 amino acids. The transcript is spliced from 8 exons. The record is from RefSeq and is a predicted model, not a curated record.